CGGUCUUCCUUUCCCAACUCGGUCGACGCGUUCGCCACGGCUGCGCAGUCCUCCUCCUCGCCUCCGAUCCCCUCCCUUCGACGAUGCGAGCACACCCGCUCAUCCUCUUCGUACCUGCACCGCCACCUCAUCCUCUUCCUCGCCGCGCCGACACCCACCGCGCUCUCUCCCUCCCGCGGCGACGCCCUUCGCCAACGAGAACCGCACGCCGUCGUCUCCCACGGGCACUGUCGCACGCUGGGCCACGCUGCAGUCGGUGGCGCCGCCACACCUUCUUCCUCCAUGUGCCGUCGCCGCCCUAUUCUUCUUCGAGAUGCAGCCGCUAGCGCUGCCCUCCUCCCAGCUCCCCUUCAUGGCCGCGUGCAGGUGGACCGCUCCCCACCCCGUCGCCUUCCUCCUCGUACUGCCCCCAAGAACGCCCUAGGUUACUUUUUCUUAGAUUUGCCUUUUGGUUUCAAGUAUGUUUCUCUGAUGCCCUAGCUGUCUGGUGGAUUAAAUUUAAUUAUUGAGCUGCAACUUUCACCAAUUGGUUUGGAGAAAGACAAUAGAGGCUUGGGUUCUUUUAGUUAAGAAAAAUUGCGUCCGUGUUCAGUUAUAACAUAAGAUUGUUUAUUGUUCUCUGUAAUCUCACAUUUCUUUUUCUAUAUAUGAAUAGGGACUAUGUGCCAGUGUUAGUUUUUGGUACCAGUCUACAGGUCUUUCAUUUCUACAUUCAAAGGUGAGAAUCAAUCAUGUUCGGCUCCCUUUAAAAAAGUAAUGUUUCCCAAUCCUUCAUAGUAAAACUAAACACACAUUGUAAAGACAUUUGUCGUACGAGAUCUUUUAUAGAGGUGUGUUUUAACCCAAAGGCAGGCUGUGGAGAUCAAUUCCAGAUAUUGCCUUCUUGUUGUGUCUCAGUUGAUUUUUUUUAGCAUUGAACGUAACUUACAGUUUGACAUAACAAGCGGUGAAUGUAACACUACAGUUUAACUCAACAAGCCAUUGGCUGUAGCUCACAAUCAGCUUGGCUGAACUGCCAAAAAAAAUACAAGCAGUCCAUUACAGUUCAACUUAACAAGAGCAGUUCUGUUGGUAAAGCCGAUGCAAAUAAGUACCAAUUGUUAGUUAGGAAGGGAAAAGUGUCAGCAGUCAAUGGCUGAUUAAAAAACUAAAUGUCUUUGAAUUUGUUGGGCCGUGUGCCUAGUGCCUGGCCUAUUAACUGGCUUGUUCGCUGCGGCUUUAAUCCGACUGCGACUGCGGCUUCUACAGUAUUUUGUCUCUAGGAAUUGCAGCUGCAAUAGUAUUUUGCAGCUGCAACAGUGCUCCCGCAUGGGCAGCCGAACAAGCUAAACAUGUACAUAUAUACUUAUUAUACCAGUGAGGUGUGUGUAGAGUAGUGUACUCUGUACUCUUCCAGAAAACUUUACAUGGUACCGGAACCGGGACCAGCGGCGACGGUGUAGUGGUGAGGAGGCAGAGGAGUGCCUUCGGCCUCGACGGAAGAAGGCCGCCGAUGGAGAAGAAGACCAGCUGGGAGCGUGGCGCGGCGUCGCGGUCGUGCACGAGGAGGAGGAGCCUGCACUUGCCGGAGGGAGAAGAAGCAUGUAGCACGGUGCGGUGCUGCAGUCGUGCGUGAGUAGGUUCUUAUUAUUGUUUUCUAUCCUGCUGGAUAUGUAGUCAUGACAGUUAAAUUAUGUACAACUAUGAUUACAAACGGGAAUACAAGCUAGGAGUUGAGACCACAAUCCUUAUGAAAAGUUACACUGUAAGUAUGUCGUCCUGCUUGCAUUUCUUCCAUGUUCCUUUUCUCACUGUAAGCUUAGUUUUUGUGAUCAGCUUCCAGAUAGAAGAGUUAUUAAAGUAGACACUAAACGAUUCCAACCUCCUGAAUCUCUUUUUACUCCUGUAACACUUCCAUUUAUAUUUAUACAUAAUGGUAUUGUCAACAGUACACAUAGUUUCCAUCAGUUUGUUAAUAGUGCACCUUUAGAUUGAAUGAGCUUCUUGCAGAGCACCAAGGAUUAGGCAUUGAAAUGUGUGGAUAAAAAUAUUAGAGGACCACACAUCAUUAUUAUGCAACAUUGUCUAUGCACAUGAACAUAAUUGUAUCGGUAGUAAGCCGCCAGCAUGUUUGAAAGUUAAAAAUGUGAAUUAAGAACGAAUUAUCGUAUCCUGCUAUACUUAUGCAACCUACCAAGAAUUAGGGCAUUGUAGAAACCAUAUAAAGUAUUGAGAUCAAUUUGAAUUUGUCUGCCUCAUGAUUUUUUGAUACCUGACCUUUAUGAAGGUAGAGGACAACAUUAAGGAUGAUCAUAGACUACCAACAUUCUUCUUCAGAUUAAAUGUUAAAUUCAGUAAUUUAAUUUGUUUCAGGUGAGCCUUCUUCACAUAUUGAGCAACAAUAAUCAUCUUCGUGGUCAUGGUGGUGAUGACCAUGAUGCGCCUAGAAAUGCAUGUGUGAAAUAUUCAAUAUAUGUCACCAUUUCUAUUUUCAGUAAUACAAGAUUAGACCAUCCCUGCACAUCUGCCUAUCUGCCUGGCAAAAUAUUAUCGUCGCUUCCAAGAUUGAGAAUAUGGCUGCGUUUGGAAAGCCUUAGAUUCUAGCAUUGGGUAACAUGUCUAUUAUCCCACAUUAUCUAAGUUUAACUAGAUACUCAUAUUUUAUGAAAAAAACUGCACUGAAAAAUCACGAGGUGCUAGAUGUUGCGCUAGCAGCAGCAUCAUAGCACAUCUUGUCUAUUCCAGUUACAAAUGUGCAUAUUGUAGAAUAUUUUUGUAACAUACUGCUGCUCCCUUCCAUUCGUUUUGGUUUUGGCAAUUUUCUAUGCACGUGUCGCUCAUCCAUGGUACCUCUUUUGUACUAAGAUCAUUGUGACAUUUAACAUGUUUACAUCAUCUCUUACUCGACACAUACUCACUGGACUAAUGUUCUUGUCCCUCCUUUUGCUUUCCUUAGCAGAUGGCGGAGGUUCUAAUAAGUAACCUUAUGAUUGGAAAUUGCAGUGAUCGGUUGUGUGUACGUGUCUCCCGUCUGUGAAAAAUUUAUGAUCCCGAGGAUGAGUAUAAGCUUUUCCAUGCUCAUAUGGUCCUCAUCGACGAGGAGGCUGGCAGUGCUCAUGCUCAAAUAUACCCUCCACUCACUGACGUUUUCAAACCUCUGAUAAAGGAGGGCAAUGUCUACAAUGUCUCCUACAUUCAGAUCAAGAAAGCUAAUAGGAUGUACAAGCAUGUUGACAACGAUAUCAUGAUCGGUUUCACAAAAUGGAUCCUAUGCUGCCUCAACAAACCCGCGGUUUGAACACGUGACAGAUGACGGCUUAGCUUCUGUGGAUGGACAUCUUGGUCGCUUUUGUAGAUGGAAUGUUUGGUUGGCUUUUGUAGACAGAAUUAGGCUGCACUUGUGAUUGUGUAACGCUUAUGAGCAUGGUUGUGUGGACUGUGUCGGCCAAAGUAUACCUCCCAAUGCCUUGUAUAUAUCACAUGCUUAGCUGUCUAUCCCCAACUAGGUCGCCUGAUAAUAGACUUCGAUCAUGUCAUGCUAUUCUAUAACAAUUUUCGCUGUAACUUGCCUAAUCGUCAUACUAUGGUACACGCUUAAAUUUGGUGCUGCAACUUUAUUGUGGAUUAUGUUCAGUC
Messenger RNA from Zea mays, 3615 nucleotides. RefSeq lists its product as uncharacterized. The coding region runs from base 3062 to 3277 and encodes 71 amino acids. Lineage: Eukaryota; Viridiplantae; Streptophyta; Magnoliopsida; Poales; Poaceae. The transcript has 3 exons. The record is from RefSeq and is a predicted model, not a curated record.